GCCCACCAGUUAUAUUUUGUCAUCUUGCAGGAGAAACCCAUUAUAUGACUUAGUUUCUGUACUUUGCCUCUCUUUCUGAGCUUCAGGUCUCAGUUCAUCCAUCUUGGCAAAGGAGAUCGAUCGAGGCAAGGAGCUGCAAUGGAGAUCACUAACGUGAACGAGUAUGAAGCCAUCGCCAGGGAGAAGUUGCCAAAGAUGGCGUAUGAUUACUACGCCUCAGGUGCGGAGGACCAGUGGACUCUUCAAGAGAACCGAAACGCCUUCUCCAGAAUCCUGUUUCGGCCUCGGAUUCUGAUCGACGUUAGCAAGAUCGAUAUUAGUACUACCGUCUUGGGAUUCAAGAUAUCGAUGCCCAUCAUGGUUGCUCCCACCGCUUUUCAGAAGAUGGCUCACCCAGAAGGUGAAUACGCGACGGCUCGUGCUGCCUCAGCUGCUGGAACAAUCAUGACAUUAUCGUCAUGGGCCACUUCUAGCGUCGAAGAAGUUGCUUCGACGGGACCCGGAAUUCGCUUUUUCCAGCUCUAUGUUUACAAGGACAGGAACGUGGUGGCUCAGCUUGUGAGAAGAGCAGAGAGGGCCGGUUUCAAGGCCAUUGCUCUCACAGUUGACACCCCGAGGCUCGGCCGGAGAGAAUCCGACAUCAAGAACCGGUUUACCUUGCCGCCCAACUUGACAUUGAAGAACUUCGAAGGUUUAAACCUCGGGAAGAUGGAUAUGACCAAUGACUCUGGACUAGCUUCUUACGUCGCUGGACAGAUCGACCGUACCUUGAGCUGGAAGGAUGUGCAGUGGCUGCAGGGUAUAACAAAGCUACCUAUUCUGGUGAAGGGUGUCCUGACCGCCGAGGACGCAAGGAUAGCGAUUCAAGCAGGAGCAGCCGGAAUCAUAGUGUCGAACCACGGAGCUCGCCAGCUAGACUACGUUCCCGCAACGAUCAUGGCCCUUGAAGAGGUUGUUAAAGCUGUUCAAGGCAGGAUUCCUGUGUUCUUGGACGGUGGUGUCCGACGUGGAACCGAUGUUUUCAAGGCCCUUGCUCUUGGGGCCUCCGGCAUAUUUAUCGGAAGGCCCGUGGUGUUCUCCUUGGCGGCUGAAGGAGAAGCCGGAGUGAGAAAAGUGCUCCAGAUGUUGAGGGAAGAGUUCGAGCUGACGAUGGCUCUCAGUGGAUGCACUUCUCUGAAGGAAAUCACUCGCAACCACAUCAUCACCGACUGGGACGCUCCUCAGCCACGCCUGGCUCCAAGGCUAUAGAUAUCAAUCGCUACCAAACAAGAACCCGAGAAAUCAAGAUCCAAGAAUGGAAACUUUGACACAGUAUGUGUGGCUGUCUCUGCAGGUAUCUCUUUUCAUGGUAUCUUUCCUCUUAUGUUUCUGUCUGAAUCUUGGUUCUGUUCUGAUAAUUAACGGAAUGUUUGGGUUGUGAACACUAGAUACUUGCAAGAUUCUGUGUAAUGGUUAUCAUGUGCCAUGGCUACUCCCGCCUUUCUUUUCUGUA
Messenger RNA from Tarenaya hassleriana, 1492 nucleotides. Its product is annotated as peroxisomal (S)-2-hydroxy-acid oxidase GLO1-like. The coding region runs from base 139 to 1248 and encodes 369 amino acids. The transcript has 11 exons. The record is from RefSeq and is a predicted model, not a curated record. Gene Ontology annotation, molecular function: FMN binding; oxidoreductase activity. Lineage: Eukaryota; Viridiplantae; Streptophyta; Magnoliopsida; Brassicales; Cleomaceae. Gene Ontology annotation, cellular component: peroxisome.